UGUCUGCUGAGCAGUGAGCGACCGUAAUGCAAUCGGCGAAACGUUCGUGUUCAACCGAUUUGUAAAUUGGUUUCCUAAUCGCCAGAAAGAAGAUAUGAAAUUAAUUUCGUUAUCUAAAAACUGUGCAGUCCGUCUACGCGAGUGUUGAUUGUAAUGCCGAAGUGUAUUGAUUACAAUUAAAGGUGAUUUUAAGUGCAGUGAUUUAUACGAGAUUGGUUUGGAAGCAUUUUGCCGAUUAAUAAUCUCUCCGUUGCCUUAGUUUGAACAUUAAACUAAGCUAAAAUGCAAGCGAUCAAGUGUGUCGUUGUUGGCGAUGGAGCUGUCGGUAAAACCUGUCUCCUCAUCAGUUACACCACAAACGCCUUCCCCGGGGAGUACAUACCAACAGUAUUUGACAACUACUCCGCGAAUGUCAUGGUUGACGGCAAGCCCAUAAACCUCGGGCUCUGGGAUACGGCCGGACAAGAGGACUACGACCGACUUCGGCCGCUCUCCUACCCACAGACAGACGUGUUCCUUAUAUGCUUCUCACUCGUCAAUCCGGCCUCCUUCGAGAACGUUCGUGCAAAGUGGUACCCUGAAGUGAGGCAUCACUGCCCCUCAACGCCCAUCAUCCUCGUCGGCACAAAGCUCGACCUACGCGAAGACAAGGACACCAUUGAAAAGCUGAAGGACAAAAAACUAACGCCCAUCAUUUACACAUCAGGCCUAGGCAUGUCCAAGGAAAUCGGCGCAGUGAAAUACCUAGAAUGUUCCGCGCUGACCCAGAAGGGGCUGAAGACGGUAUUCGACGAGGCGAUCCGCGCCGUGCUGUGUCCCGUACAGCCGGUCAAGGUGAAGCGGAAGUGUUCGAUACUGUAAGGAUUGCGACGCGUCAGGAGAGAGUGAACGAAGCUCGACGCCAGUGUAAACAGCCUAGCUAUUAUGAAAUUUAGCGCACCAAACAAUCCGUCUUCUAUUUUACCACCAGAGUGCUGUAUGAACUAAAAAUAUGGACUGCAAUCAGAUGCAAUACAAUAGAUGUUAAUUCUUAACUGUUAAAAUACGCAUCAUUUAAAUGUCACGUGGGUUGGUGUGAGUGAGCUAAUGUAAACGCUUUUGUAUAAUCUGUGGAACGACACUGACAUUUGACAGUUGUCUAUGGCUAAGUGACAUCUUUGUAUAAUAAGGGAACAUAUUAUCAGGUUUUUUUAUCGAGUAUAAUUCAUAUUUGGGUGCUUUUUCUAACGCGACUUUUACUAUUUAAAAUACAUUCCUACACUGUUGCUUGAACACCUUACGUCGCCAUUUUUGUUUUAGCAUCGAUAACAUAUAAAAAAAAUCCUCUUUGGUGCGUUGGUGUUUAAAUGUGGAAUUGUUGAAAUUUUUGUGUUAGACAGAGAUUAUAUUUUUCGAUUUAUUAUUGCUUAUUUUUGUUCCCAAUAAUUGUUGUAUUUCAUUAAUUAUUAGGUGUCUGUAAGUACAUACACAGUAUUCGCAAAAAAUGUUAUAUAAAUAUUUAAACUUUCGUAUAUGUAAUGUGUAUUUUUUAAUGCAAUUAUUGUAUGCUAUAAUAGUUAUUGUUAAUUUGGGUAACUUUGGUAUUUUUCUGUAAUGCAUAAAUGAGAAAGGUUCUUGUCUAGUUUUAUCAACUAGCUGAUGCCCCUAGUGUCAUCCGUGUUGGAUUGUCACAAAAUGAAAUUAUUUGGGUAAUUAAGGUAUUUUUUGUGGUAACAGUAUUCGAUUUACACAAUUUUUUCAUUAAACAAUUCUAGAUACGAAGAUAAUAUAAACUUUUCUAUUUUUUUUAGCAC
Messenger RNA from Pararge aegeria (speckled wood butterfly), 1793 nucleotides. RefSeq names its product ras-related protein Rac1. Gene Ontology annotation, molecular function: protein kinase binding; GTPase activity; GTP binding. NCBI's taxonomy places the organism in Eukaryota, Metazoa, Arthropoda, Insecta, Lepidoptera, Nymphalidae. Gene Ontology annotation, biological process: regulation of actin cytoskeleton organization; regulation of cell shape; motor neuron axon guidance. Gene Ontology annotation, cellular component: plasma membrane; cell projection; cell cortex. The record is from RefSeq and is a predicted model, not a curated record. The transcript has 6 exons. Bases 283 to 861 code for a protein of 192 amino acids.